CGGCGGGGCGGGGGCAUGUGGGGCGCGGGCGGCGCGGCGCUGCAGCUCCUCGGCAGAGCCGUGAGGCAGGCGGCGGCGCAGGGCGCCAGGCAGGACGUGGGCCGCUGGCUGUCGCGGGCGGCGGGGGGCGGCGGCGGCCUGGAGGCGGCGGGGGCCGGCGCGCUGCUGCUGGGGCCGUGCGCGGGGGCGGGCGCGCUGCCGCCGGCCGGGCUGCUGCUGUGCCCGCUGGGCGAGGCGGGCGGCGGCGGCGGCCCCGCGCUGGCCGAGCCCCGCGGCGGGCGCUGCGCCUGCUGCGCGCCGGGCACCUGCUGGUGCAAGAGCUGCCUCAGCGUGUGCGCGCUGGCGGCGCUGUGCUUCGCCUCGCUGGCCCUGGCGCGCCAGCACCUGCGGGACCUGCUGCUCUGGGCCGAGGGCCUCGACAGCCCGGCCGGCGUGCUGCUCUUCGCCGUGGGCUUCAUCGUGGUCUCCUUCCCCUGCGGCUGGGGCUACAUCCUGCUCAACGUGGCCGCCGGCUACCUCUACGGCUUCGUGCUGGGCAUGGGGCUGAUGGUGCUGGGCGUCCUGGUGGGCACCUCGGUGGCCCACGUGGCCUGCAAGCGGCUGCUGGCGCGCUGGGCGCUGGCGAGGAUCCAGGGCAGCGAGAGGCUCAGCGCCGUGGUGCGCGUCGUCGAGGGCGGCGGCGGCCUCAAGGUGGUGGCCCUGGCGCGGCUGACGCCCAUCCCCUUCGGGCUGCAGAACGCCGUCUUCGCGAUUACAGAUUUGUCAUUACCCAAUUACCUGAUGGCUUCUUCAGUUGGGCUACUUCCUACUCAGCUCCUGAACUCAUACUUGGGCACUACCUUGCGUACCAUGGAGGAUGUGAUUGCAGAGCAAAGUGUUAGUGGAUAUUUUAUAUUCAGUUUACAGAUUGUCAUAAGCAUAGGACUCAUGUUUUAUGUUGUUCACCGAGCUCAAGUGGAACUGAAUGCAGCCAUUGUAGCAUGUGAAAUGGAAAUGAAGACAUCCCUUGUUAAAGGCAGUCAACCGAGCAUCAGUGGUUCAACCACAUCAUGCAACAAGAGGACAGUAGCAUUUUCUGGGGGAGGGAUCAAUAUUGUGUGAUUCCAAGUAUUAAUAAAGUAAGGUUUUGUGAACUUAAGCUAUUGCCUAGAAAUGUCUAUGGACAAUUCAUCUGGAUUUAAAAAAAAUCCCCCCCCUUGCCCCAUGGCUACAGGUUGUACUGUGGCACAAACUGACUGACCAGCUCUUCAUUUGCACAAGGGGUGACUGACAGCAAGAACUGUAAGAUGGCAAAGUAACUUCAGAUAUAAAUUUGGCUGCACCCAUUGGUCGUUUAUUAUGCCUGUCAUGACCUGUAGUUUGCACUUUAGUUUUCAUUUGCUCCUAUAAACUGAGAAAUGCUUCUGUAAACGGAGAAAAGUAGCACAGAGAUAAAUAUUUUUCUGCUUAGCAUUAUUUAUAAGGAUGAAUAAUUAUAUGCAGUAGAACUUUAUUACUCAUAAAGAUGAAUGAGAAAGUAUGCAAUUCAAUGUAUGUUAUUCUUGAAUGUGCUUAGCUUUCAGUUACUUCCAGAAAUCUAGUGUAUUAUUUUGCUGAUUAUGGGGCCAUUUGGCUUUCUCUUCAUCUUUGAUUAAAAAAAAAAAGAAGAAAAAAGGAGGGGGAGGUGGGAGAGAACCCUAUAUAAAGUUCUGGUUGAAUGUAUUUUUGUAAGUCAUUAAAAAUGUUGCAGAGCCAUGCAUAUGUAUUCACACAAGCUUAAAUCCUACGUUGUGGGACUGAAGUGCUCUUAAAUAACAUUUUAAGUUACACUGUGUAAUAUGCAAAGUAAAAGGGAAAAUAUAAAAGUUAUAAUAGAUUGCAGUGGCCAGCACUACUUGAAGGAGACUCUUUGAAUUAACUGUUGCAUUGGUUUUACCACCUUGGUGAUUGUAACAAAGGGCUGUUCCAUGUUAAUCCUAUUUAUAAAUAUUUUCUAUUUGUUAAAAGGGUGGAGUUGAACAUAUUAAAGUUUUCCAGAAUAGGGAGCUAAAUCUCUCCUUUAAACAAAAUUGAUGGGAUAAGAGCAGUACUAGUCUUGCAUGAAGGUGGCCUUUAUUUUGUCAGUGAAUUCCCUCCUCUUUUUGAAAAUCUUUAAAAAUUAACUUCUGUUUGUAUGACUUUUUUUUAUAAAAGCUUUACAUUUUUGAAAGAUGCAAUCUAUUAUAAAUCUCACUAGAGUGAAGAAAUGAAGGAUAGAGGUUCUCCUGGAAAAAUAAAUAAUCUAAUGAUGGAGAAGGGCAGUAACGUCUUUGAGACUCAGGAAUUCUGACUCCAUUUUUUUGCAAGACAACACUGUAUUGGAUAAUGCUCCUUUUAUGCAUGCUGUGGACUGUUUUUCACAGCAUUUGAAUAGACUGGAUAAACUGAUAGUAAGUGUGUAUGUGUGUGUUUGUGCAGAUGAAAAGAAAAAAAUAAUUGUAAUACCUGAAUCUGGAGUCUUGUACAUGUGACUUUCAUGUAGUUACACAUACCAAUGUUCAAUUGCUCAAACACACACAAGUCAUCUGGUACAAAAACUAAUGUGAUGUAUUGCUUGCUUUGUAGUUACUUUGUUACAAGUUUUUAAGGACAUUUUCAUUCUUCAAUUUUUACGUUAUUUUCUAACAGAGUAUGACUGUGCCUCCUUUUUUUAAGGCUGUUUGUAGGAUCCAAGCUUUUUGUUGUUGUUGUUGUCUUGAGAACAGCAGGCCUUCAAAGUAUCUGGGAAGCCGAGAUUUGAUAGCUUUUAACAGUCUUACUGGGGAGCAGGGGGAUGUAUGAUAUUUGAAUAACUUGACAUCUAAACAGUCCUUGGUAGUGAUUUUUUUUUUUAAUAUAUAUUCUUUGCAGACUCUGUUCUUGGGUCAUGUGACCUCAGGAACUAAACUAGUUAGAUGAAACCACAAAGUUCAGAUUGUCCCAGGAAAAAAAAAAAAGAAAAAAAAAAAGUGAGGUAAUCUGUACUUACCUGGAAGUGUUCAUUUACCCAUCUUUGCCUCUAACAGCUCCUGUAUGAAAACAAGAGAGCCAGAUAACUUUUUGAUGGCGUUAUUUGUCAUCAGAGUAUUAUGAAGCCCUUUAAUAACUAAACUUUUAAAAUUUAUUUCUUGGAAAGACCAGCCCUUGAAUAAAUGAACCAAUCUGAACUUUGUUCCAUCUUGCUCAACCGAUAAUAGUGUUUUGAGGAGGGUAUCUCUUUUUCCUUCCAUUUUUAAACUAACUUAAGCUAGUGUUGAUUGUUCAAGAACAUUUCUCAAAUUGUAUUUUGAAGUGCUUUUAUUUCCAUAACAUUUUGUAAACAGAGUAAAUUCACUAUGUGAACACUUUUGUAGUAUGGAAUUAGUUCUUAAGACUUUUGCAUUUUGCUUGAUACUUGUAAUAUUUGUGUACAAGUUAAUGGGAAAUGUGCUUUAAAAGGAACUUUUCUGUACCAUGCCAAUCAUAAUUUUAUACAAUAAAUUCACUUAAAUUUCUCUAAGAAA
Messenger RNA from Rhea pennata, 3500 nucleotides. RefSeq names its product transmembrane protein 64 (gene TMEM64). The record is from RefSeq and is a predicted model, not a curated record. Gene Ontology annotation, biological process: regulation of cytosolic calcium ion concentration; positive regulation of osteoclast differentiation; positive regulation of bone resorption. Bases 16 to 1101 code for a protein of 361 amino acids. Lineage: Eukaryota; Metazoa; Chordata; Aves; Rheiformes; Rheidae. The transcript is spliced from 3 exons. Gene Ontology annotation, cellular component: endoplasmic reticulum.